Molecule: messenger RNA, 1819 nt
Organism: Nematostella vectensis (starlet sea anemone)
Lineage: Eukaryota; Metazoa; Cnidaria; Anthozoa; Actiniaria; Edwardsiidae
Product: 3'-5' ssDNA/RNA exonuclease TatD
Exons: 5
Coding region: 113-1393 (426 amino acids)
Cellular component (GO): cytosol
Molecular function (GO): single-stranded DNA 3'-5' DNA exonuclease activity; RNA binding
Source: RefSeq, a predicted model, not a curated record
CUCCACGUGACGGCGCAGGCUCAGUUUGUACUACAAUCUGUGCGCGUACUGAGGUGACCAGUUCCGCGAAACGUGAGGUUUUCGACCCUUUUCGGGCGAUUUUACCCUUAAAAUGGCGGCAUGCAAGCGAUUUUAUGUCGGAAACUUGUCUGUCAAAGCUACAAGGGAGGACCUUAGUCACCACUUCGGCUUAGAUGCAACACCCUAUUUGCGUUCAUCUUGUUGGGUAGAACUGGCUGUUGAGAAGUCAGGGAAGUCCUUGGGUUUCGGGUUUGUCAAUGUCCCCAAACACCUUGCGGACCACCUGAUGCAUCUAAAUCAAACCAAACUUUUCGACAAGAGAAUCACCAUUGAGCCAGCAAGGGGAAAGGACACCCCACCGUCCAUGAUAACUCCAGGGGUUAUGCCUUCUCCACCUGGAGGUGUUACCGGUUAUACAGGAAGUAUGGGCGGGCGACCAAGUAGUAUCAGGGGGAUCAGAGGCAGACGCUAUGGUGGCCAGCCCAUAUCUUACGAGAAAGUUGAAAUGCCCUCUGACAAGUAUCAUGAGCUGGUUGAUAUUGCCGUCAAUCUCUCAAAUAGAAUAUUUUCACUAGAUCUGGAUUUUGUGGUUGAUCGAGCCACCAAUGCUGGCAUAAAAAAGAUGAUCCUUACUGGCAACACCAUACGCAUGUGCCAUAAUGCCGUCACCCUGGCAAGAGAUCAUCCUGGUGUCAUAUUCGGGGGAGUUGGCAUUCAUCCCCACUUUGUAGAGAAGGAAUGGAAUGAUGAUACCUAUGAGGUGAUGAGGGGGAUGAUUUCACUUCCUGAAGUGAUUGCAGUUGGAGAAGUUGGGUUGGACUUCUAUCGCAACUACUCUAAGAAGGAGGUCCAGAUUGAAGCCUUUGAGAAACAGGUUGAACUGGCAUGUGAAUUUCAGAAGCCUCUGCUUGCACAUGAGCGUAGCUCCCACAUAAAGUUUGUUGAGGUGUUGAGCAACUUCAGUGGUCGCCUACCACCCAUUGUCAUCCACUGCUUCACUGGGACAAAGGCCGAGAUGAUUGCCUAUAUAGCCAUGGGCUUCUAUAUUGGCAUCACUGGAUAUAUAUGCAAAGACACUGCUGGCAAGAAUCUGAGAGAGGCAAUAAAAGACUGUCCACUGGAUAGAAUCCUUCUUGAGAGUGAUGCACCCUACAUGAUUCCCAAUGCCUCAGGACUUGAACCUUUUCACAAGUCCCUUGUACAGAAAUGUAAGACUGGCAGGAAUGAACCAUGCACACUGCCGGUAGUUGCAUCAACCGUUGCAAAGUGUCUGGGAGUUGAGGUGGAGGAGGUGGCAAAAGCAACCACAGAAAAUGCACACCGUGUGUUUAAUUUGGUCAAGCCGGAAAUAACUGUUAAGGAUGAAGUUUGAUUUUGCUGCUGGAUGUAUUGAUUUGAUUGUGUUGCCAAAAAUUGGACACUAAGUUAGUGAUCCCAUUUGACAUGGUGAUAUUUCCAUACAAACAGGCGAUGCCAAGAUUUGUUUGUAUUCUGCGCUGUUGUUUUUUUUAUUUAACAUACUAGGAGUUCAAUGUGUUUGUUGACCCAUGCAAACGUUACUGUUAAGCUAUUAAAACAAUCAAGGUUACAAAUGUUUACUAUUAUUGGUGUACAAAAUUAUAUAAAGAAGAUUCUGAACGUGAAUUAUUUCAACAUACAAAGAUGGGAAAUUACAUGUACAUUGUAUAACGAAUAUCAAAAGAGUAAAAGGUAUAAACAAAAAAGAGUAUACAUUAAGUGAUAAUCAUAAACCGUUGAUACAAUAUAGACUAAUAAAUAAAAUAUUCUGUAAACAAUA